Messenger RNA from Amphibalanus amphitrite, 1803 nucleotides. RefSeq lists its product as uncharacterized. NCBI's taxonomy places the organism in Eukaryota, Metazoa, Arthropoda, Thecostraca, Balanomorpha, Balanidae. Gene Ontology annotation, biological process: DNA catabolic process. The coding region runs from base 175 to 1488 and encodes 437 amino acids. The transcript has 6 exons. Gene Ontology annotation, cellular component: cytoplasm. Gene Ontology annotation, molecular function: nucleic acid binding; 3'-5'-DNA exonuclease activity. The record is from RefSeq and is a predicted model, not a curated record.
AAAACAUCCCGAGACAAAACUGGAGGGCAUGGAUCGCAGGAUGUGUCCAGUGAGAGUGAUUAUAGCCAGGAAAGUGAUGAAGAUGUUGAUCUGGGUGGAGGAAAAGUGAGUGGUUGGUCACCAAGUGGGAAAAAGAAGAAAGAAAGACGGCCCCGUCGGGCGCCCUCUGACGGGAUGGCGACCGGCGCCGCGCCGGCCAGGAUCCAGACGUUCGUCUUCUUCGACCUGGAGGGGACGGGGCUGCCCAGCCAGCCGGCCGACUACCCGGUGCGCAUCAUGGAGCUCUCCCUGGUAGCUGUGCAGCGGCCGGCUGGCUGCGGCGCGGCGCAGCCCCGGCGCCCGGCGCCUGGUCCCGGAAUACUCGAGCAUCUGCCGCCCAACGAGAGGGGCCGCGUGACGCCGAAGCGGCCAACCAGAGAGCAUGGACUUCUAUCCUGGCUUAUCAACCUAAUCUUGUAUGGAUUUCAAGCCUUCUACCGUCUGGCGGCCGCCGGCGCGGCGCGCGCCCGGCCCCGGCCGCGGGUGGUGGCCGGAUGCGCCACCCCGCCCGUCUCAGACGACACCUCGGACGAAGACGACGACGACGACGACGCGCCGACGGAGCCGCUGCCGGUGCCGACGCCGCCGCGCGUGCGGAACUCGCUGCUGCUCGCCGUCAGUCCGCGCAAACAGAUACCGGCGAUCGUCACCGAUAUUACCGAGCUCGACAACGAGACGCUGGAGGCGCACUCGGCGUUUGAUCGCGACCUGGCCGAAAUGCUGCGCGCGUACCUGCGCCGGCUGCCGGGACCCGUGUGCCUGGUGGCGCACAAUGGCUACCGAUACGACUUUCCGCUGCUCGUAGCCGAGCUGCUGCAUGCCAAACAGACGUGGUUCGACUCGAGCGAGCUGCUGUGCGUGGACUCACUGGCGUUUUUCCGCGCCGUGGCCGCCGGCACCGACCGACCGGAGCCACCUCGCGCCCCUGGCGCGCCGACCGUGUACGCGCUCAACCCGACCACCCUCUCCUGCUGCCACGAGGCCGCCGACGACUCCUGCCUGGUCUGCAAUCCGGGCAUGUGGGUGUCGUUCGACGAGUGCGACCGUGCGAUCGGCGAGUUCGAGUUCACGUCGGUGGGCAGCCGGCGCGCCAUCCGCUGUCGCCACGCGGACGGUGCGCGCUGCGUCGUUUGUGACCACGUGCCGCGCUACCGGCGGCCGCCGCCGCGCGUACGGCGCCGGCUGUUUCCGGAGCAGGGUGUCGCGACCGCUGGCGGCGGCCUGAAACCCUCCCUGGCGCUGCCCGACCUCUACGAGCGCCGGUUCGGCGUGCCGCCGGCACUGAGCCACAGCGCCGCGGACGAUGUGGAGGCGCUGCUGCUCCUGUGUCAGUCACACGGCGAACGGUUCUUCGACUGGGCAGACCGCAACCGCAGUCCGCUGCGUGAAGUGAAGCCUAUGUGGACGCGCCGCGCCGCACGCACACACCGCGUGCUGCCCGUUUGGUGAGGUGCCUGAUCCCACACCCUCUCCACAGCCUGACUGAACUGGUUCGCCGAGUAUUUUAUGACGCUUCUCAGCUGAAGCGAUGUAGGUUUUAGGUUGCAUGAAGUUUCUAGAUAGUCGCGCGACGAAGUGGGCAUGCUUUUGAUGUAUUUGUGAGAUUUCACUUUGACGCUCCCUGACGACACGUGUCUAAAUUCAAUUCCAAACAGCUGUUUGCUGUUGUGAGUGAAAUGGCCAACAGCGGGGCAUUUCUAUUAUUGACCUGCAUACCCUUUAGGUUUAUGCAGUCGUUUAUAGCUACUUACACCUUUGUAAAAA